GAGGUGAAGUCAACCCAGCCCCAGGCAGCGGCUCCCAGCGGACUUGACCCCGGCCCUGCCCGCUCGGAGAAAGUGGCCCUGAUUUGUCCUCUUGGAUUUAUGACGGCUGUGAGCCCCACGUGGGACCCGAUGAUCUUUUGUUUACCGCAGGGGUUGACCCAUUGUAAGUGCUGAACAAAUACUACAGUCAUCAGCGAGUGCUCCAUAAAUACCAUCGAUCGAGAGACAGCUGGGACUUUUCCUGGAGCCCGUGUGUUGAGGAGACUCCGAUGUUGGGCUCGGCUUCGUGGCUGAACACAGCGGAUCAGCCCAUGAAAACUUCCACUCGUAGACAAAGAGAGAGGUCUGGCGGAAAGCAGCAUCUAUUAUCCCAGGCAAGGCAGCAGGGAAGAGGACAGGCGGUGGAGAUCUUGUGGUCAGAAAAGCAGACUGAAAGGUGACAUUGAAGCUGAACAUGGGUGGCGGAGAAAGGUUCAACAUUCCGCUUCCCCAACCUAGAAAUGUCACGAAGAACCAACAGCAGCUUAACAACAGGCAAAAGAAUAAGGAUCAGAAUUCCCAGAUGAAGAUAGUUCACAUGAAGAAAGAAAGAGGACAGAGCCAUAACUCGUCAGCUGCUGGGUGGCAGGUCGGGCCGAAAGGGGGAAAGAACGGCGGCCAUCUCCCAAAGAGUCAGAAUCGGAACCCCAACUCGUCCCGCCCCAACUCCCUUUUUACAUCUCAGACCAAUCAGAAUUAUGCUGGAGCCAAAUUUAGUGAGCCACCUUCACCGAGUGUACUUCCUAAGCCUCCGAGCCACUGGGUUCCCGUUUCCCUUAACCCUUCCGAUAAAGAGACCAUGACCUUUCAGCUAAAGACCUUGCUUAAAGUGCAGGUCUGACCUACCUAAGGGAGCGCUGAAGAAAUGGGGUUUCAAAUCACGGGGGUUCACAUCCGAACGUAGAUCGAUCUCGUAGCUCCAAAAUUUUAAAAUUGCACCAUUAGGGACUCACUUCAGCUAGCUGCAAGGAACAGUUAGUUGAUUGAUUGCACAGCGGGGCGGGGCGGGGGGAGGAAUGUUCUCCAUGGAGAAUUGUGGGCGCUGGUUGAACUCUGCAGCAGUAAACAGCUCUGUUCUUUGUACCUUUAGAAUGCUGUCUUUAAGUGCAACAGCUCCUAAGUCUGAACGCAGAUUUUAAGUGAAGGGUUGGGGGGAGGGAGGGAAGGAGGCAGGGCCAGUUUUCAGAGCGGGAAGGAAAUAAAUCCACAUUUCUUAAACCAGUGCUUUUAAAUGGGUAACCAGCAGAUUUGAAACAAAGACUGCUUGCAUUUAGCUCCUUAGAGAUGAAGAUGUAUUGGAAAACCAAGGGUAGAAUUUUGGUACCCAGUGAAUUGAAGAAAUUUGCUCUUUGUGUUUUAAUAGAAUGGGAAACUAGGCGUGAUGACAGUGACUUUUUCCGGUUCGGUGCACGCCAGCCGCCUUUAACAAAAAAAGCCUCGAUGACCUCCCUUUUCUCCUAGGGUACUUAGUGUGCACUGAACAUUUUUUUUUUUUUUUUUUUUGUUAAAGUACUUUGAAUUGAUCUAAAGCACUGAGGAAGCUGGAGAUUGGCCUGGCCUCAAAUUUGGAUACCCUGGAAAAAGGUUAAAUUAGGGUAGCCCCUGUGGCUAGUGUAAAGUUUAAAUAGGGAAGAAAGAGCCAUGUAAAUAAAUGUAAAAACGUGUAGCAUAUGUAAAUUUAUGCUGGGCUUUCCUGCAGAAAUAAAGUAUUUUUUAGUACCAAACUGCUGAAUGUAAGGCCAUGCUGUAGACAUGGACUGGCUUAAGAGUCGAAAUAUUUUGUUUAAAAGAAAACCUUUAAGCACAUGUUUGUCUACACCCUUGCACUGAAGUACCAGUGAAUGUGCACAUGCCGUGUUUGAUAUGUUGUAACUGGGUUUUAAGUCUGGUGCAAGAGGCUUUCAUUUAGAAGUUUUUUUUUAAUAAAAACAAAAAAAAGAACAAAAAACAAAACGAAACAAAAAACCCUUGAAAGGCUGCCAAGGCUCAAACGUUCCAUUUUGAAUGUAUAAAGGAAUGUCUGACUUGAGAAAUGAUUAACGUGCUUCAGGGUUUUUGGUGUUUUUAAACAUUUUGAAUCUAAGGAUCAGGUGGUAAAGAACAAUUGACUGGAGUCUUGUGGUGAAUGACAAUCUUCUGAAACUUAAAACAACAUUCCUUUUGUCUACGAGGAACAUCGUGUGCCUCUUGCCUACUUGGAAAGAGUGAAUACCUUUGUCAGAACAUUAAUUUUGUCCUGGAGGAGGGGAAAAAAAAAAAGGCCACUUGCCCCCUCGCCGUGAUCCUUUCAACAUAUCGGGCCUUCCAUUUUGAAGCUGAUUUGAAAACUCGAUCAGUUAAUCCAUUCGGGUACCAACUUCAUUCAAAAUGAGUUUUCAGAAUUCUAGAAAUGUUACGUUCUGACUCCUUGCCUGGACGCUGAGCAUGCCAGUUGUUGAGCCCAGUGACUGGAGAUUGUCAUUCUCAGUGGGAGAGCCACAUCAGCCCCAAAUUAGGACCAAAGGAAAAAUAAAAGCAGUAAGUUCCCACUGGACCGUAAGCUCUUCGCGGGCAGGGAACAAGCGUACCACCCACUGAAUUGUACUCCCCUUCACGCUUAGUACAGUGCUCUGCACAUAGUAAGUGCCCAGUAAAUUCCAUUGAUUGAUUAUUUUUCGGUUCGAGGUCAAUUUUGGUGGUACUAAGUUGUACGUCUUUCAACUGUCAAAAAAUGUCGCAGCUCUCGAUGUUUACAAACGUGCUUUUCCAAAUAAAGCAGUAAUUGGCUAGUUUACUUGUUACCUCUCCAAAGGAAAAAAAAAAUCCCCUCAAGACCAAAUGAGUAUGUCCAAAUAUAAUUCUGGUGUCUAAUAAACUUCAAGCAUUUAACUGUGAUGUAUGAAUUUGAAACUUUAAAUUGAAAAUAAACUAUUUUACUCCCCCAA
Ornithorhynchus anatinus (platypus) is the source of this 2963-nucleotide messenger RNA. RefSeq names its product proline rich nuclear receptor coactivator 2 (gene PNRC2). The transcript has 4 exons. The coding region runs from base 455 to 880 and encodes 141 amino acids. Gene Ontology annotation, biological process: nuclear-transcribed mRNA catabolic process, nonsense-mediated decay. Gene Ontology annotation, cellular component: nucleus; P-body. Lineage: Eukaryota; Metazoa; Chordata; Mammalia; Monotremata; Ornithorhynchidae. The record is from RefSeq and is a predicted model, not a curated record.